UAUAGGCAGGACUGCCUUUUAGAGUCGCGCCUGCCUUCUGUCACUCACCAACCUGAUCUUCUCACAUAAAGUUUAGCCUCCAGCGCUGAUCCUCCUGCAACCCGGAAAAUGGAGACGCAGCUCCGCUUCACCAUGAGCAGCUGAGCGCCUGCACUUCGCCUUCGUGAACUCCGCGUGUGUGCUUUUGAAGACGUUUCACUCAGAGUUUAAGGUUUCUGAUUGGACGGCAUGGGGAAUCUGAUUAAGGUCCUGACGAGGGACAUCGAUAACAAUGCGGGGAACUUUUUCCUCGACUUUGAAAAUGCUAAGCCUACUGAAGCAGAAAGAGAGUUAUGGGAACAGAUGAACGAGGUUCUGACUGAGGCCAUGAGUGUUUUAAUGGAUCUGCAGUCCUACAGUGGAGCUGGAGAAGCCAUUAGACAGGCCAUCCAGCAGCCGAAUAAUGAAAGCGUGCAGGAGAAAGCCUGGAACGCCGUGGUGCCGCUGGUGGGCAAACUAAAGAGGUUUUACGAGUUCUCUUUAAAGCUGGAAGGUGCCCUGCACGGCCUGCUGGGAUUCCUAACGAGUGCAUGCUGUAGCCCGACGCAGCACUUGGAGCAGGAGCAGGCUCUUGCGCGUCAGUUUGCGGAGAUCCUGCACUUCACUCUGCGCUUCGAUGAGCUCAAGAUGACUAAUCCAGCCAUUCAGAACGAUUUCAGCUAUUACCGCCGGACCCUGAGCCGCAGGAGAAUCAACAACGUGGCAACAGAGGAAGAGAACGAAGUAAACAACGAACUGGCCAAUCGCAUGUCUCUGUUCUAUGCCAAUGCCACACCAAUGCUGAAAACAUUAAGCGAUGCCACAACGAAAUUUGUAUCUGAGAAUUCAGAUUUACCCAUAGAAAACACAACAGAUUGCCUAGGUACGAUGGCAUGUGUGUGUAAAGUCAUGUUAGACACACCGGAGUACCGUACCCGUUUCGCGAGUGAAGACACAGUGUUAUUCUGCCUGCGUGUGAUGGUGGGAGUCAUCAUCCUCUACGACUACGUUCAUCCUGCUGGAGCUUUUGUCAAGUCCUCGAAAAUUGAUAUGAAAGGAUGCAUUAAAGUCCUGCGGGAUCAGCCACCUAACAGAGUAGAAGGUCUCCUUAAUGCGCUCAGGUACACGACAAAACAUUUGAACGAUGAGACUACCUCCAAGCAAAUCAAAAACAUGUUACAAGUCUGACAGCAUCCACAAAAUGGUACCGUUUUGGGAACAUAAUGAGGAUCGCGACCCUCUUCUGAUGAGACUGCUUUUAGUGGGAGUUUUUAAAUACAGAGAGAAUGGCAGCUAUCAGGAUACACUGCUGUAGGGUGGUCUUAACGUAACUCAGAAAAGGCUCUCCACUGCUGUAUGUUUUUUUUUUUUUUUAAAUGUUAUUGCCUGUGUUUUUUUUUUAAUGGAUGACAGAGUGCCAAGGCAGAAACAAAUAUCUUGUAAUUUCAUUGUUUUUUCUAUUAUUUUUGACAUUUAAUAGCUUUUGAACAAAAUAAAUUGUAGCUGUUUAAAUCGG
This is a messenger RNA of Silurus meridionalis, 1534 nucleotides long. RefSeq names its product family with sequence similarity 49 member Ba (gene cyriba). Lineage: Eukaryota; Metazoa; Chordata; Actinopteri; Siluriformes; Siluridae. The transcript has 11 exons. The record is from RefSeq and is a predicted model, not a curated record. Bases 229 to 1206 code for a protein of 325 amino acids. Gene Ontology annotation, molecular function: small GTPase binding. Gene Ontology annotation, biological process: positive regulation of T cell activation; regulation of actin filament polymerization.